GAGCUGACCCAGAGGAUCUUGUAUCUGUUUGGCUGCCAUCUACAGGACUACAUCAGGGCCAAGGAACUGGUGGCUGAGCAGCAGAUGCCCCUGACAGCAGAGUGUAGCAACGAGAGUGAGCGGUUGUGGAAGGUGUAUUCCAGGGUUACCACACCUCAUCUAGCCAUGGCCAGUGACACAGUGGAACUCAACUACACCCGAGCAGUCGUUGACUUGUUGCUGCAUGUUUUGGUGCCAUCGCCGCACUUAGAGACCCGCACUGGGCGAUUUGUUGUUGGAGAACUCAUCACUUGUAAUGUCUUUCUCCCUCUCAUUGGAAAACUGUCUGACCCUGACUGGCUAAACCUUCUCAUGAUUGAAAUAUUUGAAAAGUCCCAAAAGCCACAGGAACCAGUUGUUACAGAGCCAAUGACAUCAUUGUCAUCACCAUCCCCUGCUGAAUCAGAGCUUGGUUCGCUACAACAGACAACACAUGCACCUCAGAAGAAUACGGAAAGUCCUCCAGCAAGAGCAGAGACUGAAAUGGUCCAAGAGACAGAGAUGAAUGAGCUUGGUGCCUGUGAUGUCUUUGACUCAGAGGAGGUGGACUGUCCACAGAAUAGAAUAGCUGAAGAGGAAGAAACUACUCAACCUUAUCUAAAGCAUUGCACAAGAGUCAAGUCAAGCCCAUUUUACCAGGAAAAUUACUCUGAUCCAAAUUCUCCUUUGGUUGGCUAUAAACGGAGUUCUAGUGAUUCCCUGGUCAUGAUAAGGCGAGAGGAGGGUCUCUAUGACAGAGAGAAAGAAUAUAUUACAUCUGUCGAAAACCACAAUGGUGUGAACUUGGAAAAUGUUUGCCCCUGUCCAGUGGAUGGCUCCUGCCCUAAGGUUCUGGUCAAUUCAAAACCAGUAGAACAUCCUAAUGGCUGUGGCCCCUCAUUAGUUGGGAUGGGAGUGGGGACUGCCAACCUCCAAGACUUGGAGAGGGAGGGUGGUUCCCCUUCAGUCAACUCACCCAGAGACUUCCUCCUGCAUGUAGAACCGACCGGGUUGGGGAACCCCAAUGAGCUGACUGUAGUCAGUCCAUUGCAGGGCUCUUGCCCCAUGCAGUCAUUCAGUUUUGAGCCCCUCAGCAGCCCUGAUGGACCAGUCGUCAUCCAGAACCUCCGCAUUACUGGCACCAUCACAGCUAAAGAACACAGAGGCACAGCCUCACACCCCUACACACUAUACACCAUCAAAGUAGGGAAAUGA
Monopterus albus (swamp eel) is the source of this 1233-nucleotide messenger RNA. Its product is annotated as sorting nexin-19-like. The record is from RefSeq and is a predicted model, not a curated record. The transcript has a single exon. Gene Ontology annotation, molecular function: phosphatidylinositol binding. NCBI's taxonomy places the organism in Eukaryota, Metazoa, Chordata, Actinopteri, Synbranchiformes, Synbranchidae. The annotation marks the transcript as partial. Gene Ontology annotation, cellular component: intracellular membrane-bounded organelle.